This is a messenger RNA of Scleropages formosus (Asian bonytongue), 2193 nucleotides long. It is a transcript of the gene phf6, whose product is annotated as PHD finger protein 6. The coding region runs from base 292 to 1407 and encodes 371 amino acids. The transcript is spliced from 12 exons. Gene Ontology annotation, cellular component: nucleus. Lineage: Eukaryota; Metazoa; Chordata; Actinopteri; Osteoglossiformes; Osteoglossidae. Gene Ontology annotation, molecular function: histone deacetylase binding; histone binding. The record is from RefSeq and is a predicted model, not a curated record.
CGUGAAUCCGGGGGAUCUGGCGAACUAACGUGCAGCGCGCGACGUCACGCGAACGGUACGCAGUGGGGAAACAGAGAAUCCGCGAGCGCUCCCAACGCAACGCAGUGGGAGGAAGCAGAAAAAACACGCACUCACUCACUUCUAACACCAUCUCCUCUCGUCCAGCGGAGCAACGUGGUCGAAGCCCACAGAGACGGUCCAUUAAACCUGCGCUGCUGUCUGCCGCAUGGAGGUCUGAGCUCCCCCCGCAACAUAGCAACAGCAAGAGGAUUGUAGAGCGAUUGUUUGGUCAUGUCUGGCUCGUCUGGGCCAAAGCGCGGCGCGCCGGCGCGACUGAGGAAGUGCGCCUUCUGCCGGAGCAACAGGGACAAGGAGUGUGGCCAGCUGCUUGUCUCGGACAAUCAGAAGGUGGCAGCCCACCACAAGUGCAUGCUCUUCUCUUCUGCCUUGGUGACCUCGCACUCCGAAAGCGAGAACAUUGGUGGCUUCUCCGUUGAAGACGUGAAGAAGGAAAUUAAGAGGGGAAACAAACUGAUGUGCUCCUCAUGCCACCGACCUGGUGCCACCAUUGGUUGUGACGUGAAGACCUGCAGGAGGACGUAUCACUAUUACUGUGCCCUGUGGGACAAGGCACAGGUGAAGGAGAACCCAUCCCAGGGCAUCUACCUUGUCUACUGUCGUAAACACCGUGAUGCCACACAGGACUCCAGCGAAGAUGAACUGGGGGCCGCGGCCAAUGACUCGGACUCCUCCCCUCCCCGAGGCAGGGGGCGGGGGCGGUUAGAGAGGGGGCGGGUAAAAGUGGGCUCCCAUGGCCAAUCAGAAGAUGCGCGCUCAACCUCCUCGCACGGCGCAGACGAUGCAGAGAGCGCUUCGCACCGAGACCGCUCCCCACUGCGUAGCAGCCCCAGUGAUUCAGGCCUGCGCUGUGGCUUCUGCCACGCUGGCGAGGAAGAGAAUGAGACGCGCGGUGUGCUCCACGUCGACAACGGCAAGAAGGUGGCAGCGCACUACAAGUGCAUGCUCUUUUCCUCCGGCACCGUUCAGCUCACCACCACCUCGCGUGCCGAAUUUGGGAACUUCGACGUCAAAACCGUUAUCCAGGAGAUCAAGAGGGGGAAGCGAAUGAAGUGCACCUUGUGCGGUCAGCUGGGAGCCACUAUUGGUUGUGAGAUCAAGGCCUGUGUGAAGACCUACCACUACCACUGCGGCCUGCAGGACAAGGCCAAGUACAUCGAGAACAUGGCCAGGGGCAUCUACAAGCUGUACUGCAAGAACCACAGCGGAAACGAGGAGCGGGACGAGGAGGACGAGGAGAGGGAGAACCGCAGCCGAGAGAGGGCUGAGAUCGAGCGUGCCGGUGGCCUCCCCGCACAGCUGCAGCCGCCGCAGGUCAACGGCAACUAGAUGGUGAAUUAAAAUAAAAAAGGAUGUUGCGUUGUGGAAAGCAAAGGAGGAAAAAAGAUAUUUUUGUAUAUGACAUACUAGCAAAACAUGGGGCCCAACAUUUCAGUCUCUUACAGUUUCAGGUUGCCAUCUGGGGACGCACAAACGACACACACGCACACAUACACCCCCGCCCCCCAACUCGCUCCAAACCGACCGUCAGAAACGCACACGUCACGCAUGUGUCAUCUCCACCGAUUUGUUCAGUGUGCAGGUUUGUCUCUGCUGGCUUCAUACAUACUUUUCCCAAAAAAAGGUGUCGGUUAUUGUGGCAAAACUCGGCGAUGUGUGACUGCAAGAGAAACGUGGAGUAUUGCACCACAGGGUGGCAUGGCCGAUGAACUGACUGGACCCACCAGCGUGGGGGCUCUAUGUAUCCUCCUGUAGGAGACUGGACUGCGCAGAGCCAUCAAUUCUAACUCACCUGUGCUGUACCCCACCCUUUCUUUUUAAAAUAAAACAACUUUCUUUUACAAAGAAACCAAGAUCUUUACUGGAACACAUGACCUGGAGGCUGCCUUCUGCUCAUUUUCUUUUUGUUGUAUCUUUGACAUUAUGGAAUUGAAUAAUUUCUCGCGCUUUCUUUUUUUUUUUCCAAGACGUGUCAUUUUUAUUUCUUUGUGAUCUCUAUUUCUCCCCUUUUGUGUAUUAUAUUUUAAUACUGUAUUGCUAUCAUGAUUGUAAUUGAAAAUAUCUGUGGCUUUCUUUGUAUUCAGAAUAAGGAUUAAAAUUCCUCUGGUAGCAUGA